Molecule: messenger RNA, 1631 nt
Organism: Vitrella brassicaformis
Lineage: Eukaryota; Vitrellaceae
Source: the annotation of a GenBank genome assembly
CCCUCUUCUCUCUCUCCGAUCUCUCGCACGGAAUCUGUCGCUGUCGCCUCUCUCAGUCUGUCGCAUACUGCUGCUGCUCUGACGGACACUCGCAUCUCCCGAAUCGAGCACAUUUGGUAUCUUGGUCCUCAGCUGGUGACUCAUAUCCGCCGCCUUUGCCCAAGUGCCCCUUGCAAACAGCAGCCCCAUCAUGCCGACGUAUCCCUCCAUUGACCAGCCUUCUCUCGCCCCGGCCCAUCCCAUUGGCGAGCGGCCAUCCUUCCUCACCUCGCCGCCGUCCUUCCCCACCUCAGCAGCCACCCCGACCGCAUCGACGUGCCCCCUCCCACCGGGCAUUCGGGGGAUACCUACACCACAUCCACACUGCCGUCCGCUGCACCGGCAUACGACGUGCAGCCGGUUGUUGUCGGCCAGUCGCUGGCGACGACAAACACAGCUGGGAAGCCGGAGGGCGGUGAUCAGCCGCAGUACGUCCAGCCACAGGCUGUUCCGGCACAGUAUGGGGGUGGUGCACACGUCAUUCACGUCCCACAGGCGGUGGUGGUAGAUCGCCGAUACGACGAUGAGGCGUGUAUGCUCGGCUGCGCACAGGUGACUGACUUAUCUGGGCGAGCAGGCAAGCAGGCAGGCAGGCAGGCAGGCAGGCUGGCAGGGUGAAGCAGCCAGUCAGUCGCCCAUACGUUGCCCUCACCCUGUGUGUGGCGUGGUGUGUUGAUGUCAGGUGUCGUGCAUUCUGUCGAUAUUCUUCCCCAUCGUCGGGUGCAUUGCCUUCUGCUUCAACAUGGACGCCGCGGAUGGGUCGGAGAGGAAGAAGUGGGCCUGGCGCUGCCUCAUCUCGGCCGGCGUCUCGUUCGUCCUGGUCUUCAUCAUCAUUAUCAUCCACGUCGCCACCAUGUCCGCUGUUGCCGCUCGACACAGUUCUGACUACUAACCGAGCGGGCUGUCGAGAGCGCAGUCAUCUAAUCUUUAGUUAUUUUCCUAGGUCCGAAUGCAAUGCGAUGUGUGCGUGAGGUCUCGAUCUGUGUCGAUCGGUUCUGUCCCUUUCAUGACGCUGUGUGUCGGUUGUGGGUGUGAGUGGUGUAUGUGUGUCUUUGAAGACGACUUGACUCGCCCUCUGCACUGCAGCCAACCGCGACGGGAUAUAUCGGCGGUUCUGCCUGUCGAGCGAUUGCCGUGGCUGGCCAGUGUAGGGGGUCUCAUUAUUAACUGCAUUUGACGGUUGCGGCCCAACUUGGGCACCUCCGUCCAGUCCAGCCAGAAUUGCAUGGGGUGUGUUGUGUUUUCUCUAGUGACUUUUCGAGGAGGGAGUUGUGGUCGUUGGCGUGGGUGUGCGGUGCGGUGCGGUGCGGUGCGGGCUGCCUGACUGUCUUCCCUGCGCCCCUUCACUCCCUGCCGCCAUGCCUGCCCUGCACUCAUCUCUGUCUUGGUGUUGGUGUUGGUGCUGAGGCCGUGCCGUGCCGUAUGUGUGUGCGACAGAUCUCAUCGGUCCAUUUGCAUUGGCUGGCGGACACACGAAUGACGGGCGAAUAGACAUACACAUCGUACAUGUGCCUAUCGGCCUGCUUCUGCCCUCUUACGUGUUGCGUGUUACGUGUUGGUGAGACUUGUUUGAUUGAAGCGGCGAUUUCAUU